Ceratosolen solmsi marchali is the source of this 1297-nucleotide messenger RNA. RefSeq names its product Regulatory particle triple-A ATPase 4 (gene Rpt4). Lineage: Eukaryota; Metazoa; Arthropoda; Insecta; Hymenoptera; Agaonidae. The transcript has 7 exons. The record is from RefSeq and is a predicted model, not a curated record. Bases 56 to 1237 code for a protein of 393 amino acids. Gene Ontology annotation, molecular function: ATP binding; ATP hydrolysis activity.
AUCUUUAAAAUUGCUACAUUCAAUGCUUAACGAUUAUACAGCAAAAUAAGCGAAAAUGGCGGCUGCCGUAGAUGCUGUAAGAGAAAAAACUCUCCAAGAUUAUAGAAAAAAGCUUUUUGAGCAUAAAGAAGUUGAAUCUCGCCUGAAGGAGAUGCGAGAUCAUUUAAAAGAUCUAACCAAACAAUAUGACAAGUCUGAAAAUGAUUUAAAAGCUUUGCAAAGUGUCGGUCAGAUUGUUGGUGAAGUUUUGAAGCAACUCACAGAAGAAAAAUUUAUAGUCAAGGCAACAAAUGGUCCACGGUAUGUUGUCGGUUGUCGGCGUCAAUUAGAUAAAAAUAAACUCAAAUCUGGAACAAGAGUCGCUCUUGACAUGACGACUCUUACAAUUAUGCGAUAUUUACCUCGUGAAGUGGAUCCAUUAGUUUACAAUAUGUCUCACGAAGAUCCGGGUGACGUUACUUAUUCAGAAAUUGGUGGUUUAAGUGAACAAAUUCGUGAACUUAGAGAAGUUAUUGAACUGCCCUUAUUAAAUCCUGAACUGUUCCAGAGGGUAGGGAUUACACCACCUAAGGGCUGUUUGUUGUACGGACCACCAGGAACUGGAAAAACUUUACUCGCUAGAGCCGUAGCGAGUCAAUUGGAUGCAAACUUUUUGAAAGUUGUAUCCAGUGCAAUUGUAGAUAAAUAUAUAGGUGAAUCUGCUAGAUUAAUCAGAGAAAUGUUUAAUUAUGCCCGUGAUCAUCAACCUUGUAUAAUAUUUAUGGACGAAAUUGAUGCUAUUGGGGGUCGUAGAUUUUCCGAAGGAACAAGUGCAGAUCGUGAAAUUCAAAGAACUUUAAUGGAAUUACUGAAUCAAAUGGAUGGUUUUGAUUCGUUAGGACAAGUCAAAAUGAUAAUGGCUACGAAUAGACCAGAUACAUUAGAUCCAGCUUUAUUACGACCUGGAAGAUUAGAUAGAAAAAUUGAAAUUCCAUUACCUAAUGAACAAGCUAGAUUGGAAAUUUUAAAAAUCCAUGCUAAUCCUAUUGCCAAACAUGGAGAAAUAGAUUAUGAAGCUGUUGUGAAACUUUCCGAUGGCUUCAAUGGUGCAGAUUUAAGAAAUGUUUGCACGGAAGCUGGACUAUUUGCAAUUCGCUUAGAACGUGAAUAUGUUAUACAGGAAGAUUUUAUGAAAGCUGUUAGAAAAGUAUCAGAUAAUAAGAAAUUGGAAUCAAAAUUGGAUUAUAAACCAGUGUAAAAAUAAAACUAUUUCAUUGUAUUUUUAUUAUAAAAAUUUACGUGGAUAACAUGAUUUAUA